Molecule: messenger RNA, 5872 nt
Organism: Mycena citricolor
Lineage: Eukaryota; Fungi; Basidiomycota; Agaricomycetes; Agaricales; Mycenaceae
Source: the annotation of a GenBank genome assembly
GUCGUGGCCGGGAAAUCAUCCGUUCAUUGGGCGGACCUUUGGACACGAAAGAGGCACACCGAAGAGGAUUACGCUCUGGAGGCCCUUCUUCACCAGAGGGCCCAAGAACCCUUCGAGCUGAUUGACGCCCCAUCUGCGCUGACCUGGAAGGGUGGCAAUCUCAUCGCUGGCGUUGGGGUCAUCGGUGAUGAAGAUAGGGUACAUGAGCAUGGAUUUUGAUCGAACUACGUCUGUCAGAGAGCGUUGACGAUGGUGGGACGACGAAACACACGAGAUAUCCAUGGUGGUAAGAGGAAAGAGAUGGCGGGAAAGAUGAGCCAGAACACCCUAUCCAGUACUCUGAUAACCGGUUGGGAGCUAGAUCUUGUGUGGGAGAGUAUGACUCAGAAAUGAACUUGACAUCCCGGACCGCUGAAGAGGCCGGAAUCGCACCAGCGAGUGAUUUCGAGGUAUUGGUGGGGGGGUAGGGGUCAACAAUGACUUGCAUCGUCCAUUCAUGGGCCAUAAAUGACUCUGUCUUGGUCAUCCCGAUUUGAGCCUGGUAGACCGUGGUUCGGGAGAGAUCUUAUUGUCUCCCACAAGAUGGCAAUUUAUUUAUAUAACAAAAGACCAAGUCAGCCUCGGGCCAUUCGAUUGCCAUGGAGGGCCAUGGACUAUCGAUGCGUGUCAUGCCUGGCCCUCCAUGGAAGCAGAUGUAAUAAUUGGGGGACUAAGUUGUCAAUUGUUUGCCAUGCGACGCGCGCAUGUGACUGGAGUUUGUUGACUGGACCCACUUCUCUUCCCACCCUUUUCUUGCCAGACGCGAUGCUUUCCAUGCAUACCCCGCCACGAACAACCUAUGAUUCACCCAUGCUCACGCCUUCGCCACUGCGUAGACAUCCUACCGACGCUAUGUUUCAACAAUCGCCAUUUAAACCGCGUCCUCUGACUCCGGAAAACUCGGACGCCACAGUUUUCCUGGCUUCUCCGACUAAGCCACUCCUCACGCCAGCAAAGAAGAUCUCUAGUCGUACACCUCUCUCUCUUAAUACCAACACUGCGACCGCGGCGGGCACCAAGCGGAAAUCAUCGCAGCACACCAUCAGCACACCUCUUCGCCUGACUCCACUUCCCCCCACGAGCGGCUCCGGCAUUUCUUUCCAGCGCCUUGCGCCCCUUCCGGCCCCUCAAUUCGCCACACGCACUCCCCAAAGCAUCGCAGAGGCCGAUGCUCAUAUUCGCAGCCAUACUGCCACCCUCACACAGCUCCGCAUCUCCGAUCUUCAAGACGAAUUUGAGGACGACGAACUCCCCGUUCUUUCAAGGCCGGAGGAGAUCGUCGAAGCCUGUUCGCCAGGAGGUCACAUAACGAAACGACGUGCUCGGUCGCGUCCGGUAUCUCAAGAGUUGAUGAUGAGGGGAUCUCCGUCUCCGGUCGCAUUUCCAUCGGCUCGCGGCCGCUCUCCAUCCUGCCCAUCUUCUCCAGAAACUGGUUCACCCGUGCCUCGCAAACGAGUCACAAACAUGCGCCCUCCACGUGCACCACUCGAACGGAUCGAAAGCGCUGCGACCCUUUUCUUUGGGCCUCCCAUUCAUCCUCCUCCAGUUCCAAGGGCGCGACUCUCUUCCGCCAGGGCCGCCGCUCCUGACAACUCACUGGCACGUCCUGGUCGUCAUAGUUACGCUGGACCCAGUUGCAGCACCCAGCCUUGGGAAGCAGUCCAGGCGCGACCUCGGACGCCUUCUCCGCAUUCAUCACCACCCUGUAUUCCAACUGACAUUGAGGACGACGACCAAGACAUGUUCUUUAAUGCUCCCCAUCCGGAGACAUCGUUCACGUUCAGUGUCACGGCCAACACGCCUUCGCCACGCAACAAGAAGCCAGUCACGAUUCCGAAAAAAUGCAACAUGCGUGACUCCGGCGUGGCAUUAAGCGAUGAAGAGAUGGAGCAGAUGAUGCCUCGUGCCUCCACCAGCGUAAACUCCAUCAACUCUGACGAGAUGCUCGUCACCCCAGGACUUGAGCCUGAGCUUGGUUCGGGUUGGCCCACCAUCUUUGGGAACGAGAAUGCGUUGGAUGGGGGAGUCGAUGUCGAGGGUUUCUUCCGUCGUAUUGCGACAGCCAAGAGCAAGAACAGCACGCAGACCAAGAAAGCCCCGGGCACUCCUGUCAAGCGAGUCAAGACCAGCUAUAUUGGUGCCGAGCGGCCGUGGCAGAGUGCAGUUGCUCACAAAGUGGGGUUGCCUGGGUUCAGUCUGGAGCCGAAGCCAGGCAAGGCACCUCGCAAGAGCUUACCUGCAGUUUUCCCUGCUCUCGGACGCAAACAAGGCAAGGCGGCUGUCGAUCUCAACAGCGACUCGGAUGGUGAAGAGGAAAGUCCAAGCAGCAGGCGUGACAAAUACGUCGGAGUUGGACUGGGCAGACCACUGGCCCGGACGCGAUGGUUGACACGUCGAAGCAGCAGUGGCGCUUUCUCAAGUGGCAGCGACUCGGCGUCCAUUGCAGGAACACCCACACGUGCCAAAGGACGUGAUUGGCACCUGCCCAAACCGCACCUAUUUUCACCUUCGACUAAUGCAUUGAGCUUGUCGCCGGGCCGUUCCGUGUCAAGCUCAUCGUCCUCGACGCUGGGCUCACCGACCGGAGCACGACAACAGUCACGGAAGAAGCGUACUACGCUGACACCCCUCCCCGGGCGACGGCUUUCGGAUCAAUCGUUUGAAAGAGUAGGGUACUUUGAACGGGAGUUCGAGGAGCUGGACGAGCUCGGGAGCGGAGAGUUUGGCAAGGUCAUCAAAGUUCGAUCGAGGACCAGAUGUGCGGAAUAUGCGGUAAAGAAGUCGAAGCGGUUUGAAGGCGUGAGACAUCGGUUGCGCUUACGAGAAGAAGUAGAGAUUCUCCAACACCUCACAUGCAGUGGCGUACAACCCAAUGUGUUGACACUUGUCGACAGUUGGGAAGAAGACGACAUGUUAUACAUUCAAACGGAUCUUUGCGAGCUGGGCAACUUUGCACACUUUCUGUGGGAGUUUGGACGGCUCUAUCCCCGACUCGACGAAGGUCGCAUCUGGAAGAUUCUCGUCGAACUGGGCAAUGGCCUGGAGUUCAUCCACAACCGUAACGUCAUACAUCUGGACCUGAAGCCGUCAAAUAUACUGGUGACGGGCAAUGGCCAUUUCAAGAUCGGAGACUUUGGGAUGGCUUCAGUGUGGCCGCGAAUGCUGCCAGCGGCCGAUUCGGAAUCAGUGGGCCUGGAGCGCGAGGGCGAUAAGAUGUAUCUGGCGCCGGAAGUCUUGCAGGGCAGAUAUGGCAAGGCCGCUGAUGUCUUCAGUUUUGGCAUGACAAUGCUCGAGACAGCAUCAAACAUCGUGGUGCCAGACCAGGGCGACUCUUGGCUGAGGCUCCGCCGAGAGGAUUUCUCGCAAAUCGAUAUGGAUGACAUGCCGGAACUAUUCACCCUGAUCCGGGAAAUGAUGCUGACUGAUCCGGCGCUAAGGAUUGAUGUAGGCAAUAUCUGCCGAGACCCUAUCGUUCAGCGAGCUUCGGCACGGAUGGCCUCUUCAGGGGAGAGUCCGCUCGCCAGCUGUGGGCGAGAGUUCGUUUUGGAUAUUCUUGGAAGAAUGGAGGAGGAGCGGAUGUAGUUAGAGCUGACCGCCAGCGAUUUGCGGAUGCAUGUUCUUGACGACCAACCAAUCUAUCAGAGUUUCACGUUGUAGUUGCUUGUGAGAACGCUAUCGCAUGUCACUAUCACGCGUGACACGCUCAACAAACGCUCUUUCUCUCUCUUAAUGUUCUGGUCGUGACUGUCCUUCCUUGAAUAAAUACUAUCUCACCGGAUGCUUCCUCGUCUCCCACCAGCCCUCCCGGCCCUCCCCCACCUUCUUUCGAAUUCCUAUCCUCCCUGGUCCCCCAUGCCUUCAGGAAUGGAUCCCUGCGACUAUCGGGCCUUUUAUCCCUACACACCCAACGAAGUCAAACAUCGUAAGCGCACCACGAGCGCUCAGCUCAAGGUGCUCGAGGAGAUCUUCAAGCGCGAUACGAAGCCCAAUGCCGCUCUUCGCACUGACCUUGCGGUCCAGCUGAACAUGACACCGAGAGGUGUUCAGGUCUGGUUUCAGAACCGCCGCGCGAAGGAGAAGUCCAAAGCGGUGAAAAGUCUCAACAAGACCUCUGGUGCGCUGCCAAGGAAGGAAGGAGAAUCGCCAUCACCACGAUCUUCCGAGGACCUGGAUGGAUCGGAGUCGUCGCCAAGCGAGGUCGCCGUCGACCCUUCGACGAGCUCAUCCCCGAGUCCUACUAUCACCUCUCCUCCCCAGCUCCAUGUAUUGACAGAUUCGAGUGACUCCUCUUGGCAGGGCUCGCCAGUCACCGACACACCAGAGGAUGCCUCGUUCGAUCUGCCCUCACACAUGAGCCGCCGCGGUUCCUUGCCCGUGAAUUCUCUAAACUACGGUCCCCCACUCGUGGACCCUCUCGAUCCGCUCGCUCGCCGUCGGUCAGUCGACGCCAGCUUGGUCCGCUUGGCUUCGAACCCUUACGCCCACAUUGUUCGAGCCAAGAACAACGUGCUGGCUACUCAGCGAUUGUCGCAAGGGCGUCAGAUGAGCCGGGGGUAUAUAAAUCGGCCGGGCCUCGCCCAUCGUUCGACAAUGCCUAUCCAGCCUCACACCAGACACGCCUCUAUGGAAAGCCGCGGUUAUAACCACAUGUCGACCUCGCCGUCUCCGUCACCACUGUCGCCGUUCCAUUCCAUCCGUGCUUCUCUUCCCGACGGACAAUUGUAUCCUGUCUCUUCGCGAACCGUUGCGGCCCCGAUUCCUGGGCCGUUGCCCAAUCCAGGCUACUCGUUUGGUGUUGCGUCGACCUCCGACAGCGAGCGCAGCUCCCCAGUGGACUUUAGCGGAUUUUCUUUCCCUCGUGACGAUGCCACUUCUGAGGACGAUAGCUCCGCUUCUUACCCGAUGUCGCGUUUCAGCUCGAUCGCUAGCGAAUCGAGCGCAACUAGCGCCUACUUCUCUGACGUUGGUAGCGCGGGAGAAGCACCCGACUACCGCAGCAUGCGGCGGGAGUCUUGCCCUGCGCCUGGCUACCUCGAUCUCGGCAUGUCGCAUCUGGAUAUGGGUCCUCGGCGCGCCAGUGUUGCCGAGGGUCUUUUGGGUCACUAUGCGCCAUCCGAUGGCUUUGAGCAAGAUGGACAAGCUACUUUGGGCUACCCAUCGCCGUCCUCAACGGUGUCUGCAGGGUCGAGCCCGCACCUAGCAGGCAACGGGACUGCUUCGGGGAGCGAAUUGAGCUUCGCACUGCACUCUAAGCAAGAAGCGGAGAUGAACACGAAUGAUGCAGGCCACAACUCGACGUUCUUUUUCGACCAGACUUAUCCUCAGUCCGCGCCACCAACGUCUGAACUGCAAUUCAACUACGACUCGUUCGCCUACUCGUCGGCUGCUCAGCCUCAAAGCGCUGGGCCGUUCCAAAGCGCCGGUUUUGGACAGCAGGAGUCGUUUUACCAGUCGCAUGGAGGGGACGGCGGCUCCUUUGUGUAUUCAUGAGCGGGGAUUGAAUUUUCUCUUGAAACGACCAUCACCACCACCACCACCACCACCACCACCACAACACACGAGUCCCAACUCUAUCUUAUAGCUCUCUUAUUCAUGGACAUCAUUGGAUCUCCUUGCACAUUUAAUCGCUUCCAGCUGGCGACUGUUCACCACCCGCAUCGUUUCGCAAAUGUUAUGCUAAACCACAGUUCGCUCCUUGUAAUAUUUGUUGUUGUUAUUCUUCACGCCGGGGCCGCUGACUACCAUAGCCAUCCUACAAGUACAAUAUCCUCUUUUACAAUACCAGUGCAAUGUAAUAUUUUGUUGCAAAUAAACACCUGUCACAGCUUGGUUA